GUCUCGUCCUGCGCAUGAUGACGCGGCGCCGUGUGCGCUCCUCACCAGCGCCGCUCGUUAGCAGCGGCAGCGGCAGGAAGUCCGUCGAGCGACGGAGGGAAAAAAGACCGAGAAGCAAAAAGUCGGCGGUCGAACGGAGGAGGAGAAAUUAAUCAGCAUGUCGAAGCCGUGAACCGCGCACACUGUGCGUCCGCACGCCGAGCGCCGCUCACCUCGCGGGCACGGAGGCCAUCUGAGGGUUAUUCCUCAUUGGCUAGGGUGACCCCCACAGGGCCACCACCUCCCAGGGUGGGGCCUGAUUGGCUGGACCUGCAGUGACAGCUCUUGGGCAGGAAAUGGCCACUGUCUUUGCCCUCAGCUAAAGAGCUAAGCCCCUCUGUUCCUCCCCCCCCGCCUUGUAUCACUGUUCAUUGCUGUGUAGUGAGCCGUGAUUCUCUCCAACUCGUUUGCUGUAGAGUACUAUGGCAAUGCAUGAUAUGAGUCGUGCCAAGGGAUUCCCCUGUAAAGAGUGUGAUAUGGUUUGCCCGAGUACUCCAAGUCUUCUAGAGCAUAUGAAAGCACAUUAUCAGCAAGAAGAUACCGGACGUUUUGAGUGUGAACAGUGUGGUCGAAUUUACAAGCACGCGGCUAGCUUAGCCAAUCAUAAAAAGUCUCAUGAAGUGGGUUCAUUCCAGUGUCCUGUUUGUACCCGAACCCUACCCAACGCUGUAGCUUUGAAGAACCACCUUCGUAUACAUACAUUGUCCCCCAGCAGUGCACACGCAGAAGAAGAGAGUGAAGAAGUACCUGAAGAAGCAGGCCACGACGAGAGGGACUACGGUCUCGCCCAGGACCUCUCCGACGGGUUUGGCCGCUCCCAUUUGAAUAAUAGUGGUAUGGGACAUAGUGUCCUACAAAGCCACGAGACAGACGACCACGGAAAAAAAGGCUCCCCUGAAUCUGACGAAGCUUGGGACAGACCAUUCAAGUGUGAUCAGUGUGACAGAACCUACCGGCAUCACGGUAGUCUGGUGAACCACAAGAAGUGUCACCAACAAGGAACUUAUAAGUGCUCUGUGUGUUUCAAACAAUUCAGCAACCUGGCUGCACUAAACAGUCACGAGAGAACUCACUCGAAGUUCAAGACCCCCGGGGCAUCAAUGGUGAGCAGCAGCAGCAGCAGCCUCCACAGCUCGCAGCGUAGCAGUGGCACUCAGUCAUCCCAGAGUAACGACUCUGCCUCCUGCUUCUGCCACCUGUGCCAGAUAGCGCUGCCAAAUAAGGCCGACUUCCAAGAGCACAUCCUGCUGCACAACUCAGCUUCGCCUGCCCUCGGCCUACCACGCAGUUUCCCAGGCAUCAUGGCUCACAAUCUGAGUGCAGUCCGAUCCCCAGCGUACACGCCGGCUUUGGGGGACCCCCUGCCACUGCCACCUCUGCCCAGUGACAAGAGAGGUCCCUAUGACCCCAUAAUGGGCCCUCCAGUAAACAAUCCCAUCUACACAUGUGCAUACUGUGGCGCAGGACACCCAGAUCUGGAGACCUUGAAGGUCCACUAUCUAACCCAUGAUCCCCACCCUGGUUCCCACGGUCCGGACAGCAUCCUCAACUCGGACACACUCAGUUCUGGUUCCCAGGGCUCGGUGUCUUCUCCCUCUGGAGGCCGUGUGCCCCAGGCCAAUUCUCCAGAUGACGGAGAGCGGCGCUUUAAGUGUGGGGAGUGUGGAAAAAGCUACCGGCAUGCAGGAAGUCUUGUGAACCAUAAACGUUGCCAUCAGACAGGCCACUACCAGUGCACCAUCUGCUGUAAGCAGUACCCUCACCUGGCAGCGCUACACAGCCACCUGCGAAGCCACAAGGGGCGUUCCUCCAACCAUUCUAUUAAUAACGACAGCAAUGACUGGCUCUCUCCAGAGCCGCUGACUCUGGACUCCCAGCAGAGCUAUGUGCAGGAAGGUAGUGGUGCCACCACUCCGAUCUCACUGCCUGGGAAUCUUGGCGAUGCUGCCCACUUCGUACCAGAUGGCGGUCACAGCAGUGGGUUGGACUCUCUGGAGUUCCAUGAUCGCUUUGAUGGCAGCUCACUUUCCCAGAGCAACUCUGCGCACCGUCAGGCCGACAGACAUGUGUGUGCUGACUGUGGUGAGAUGUAUGGAGAUGUAUCUGGCAUCAAGUCACACAUGUGUCCCCGCCAUGCCCAGCAGCCACAGCAGCAGGGCAACAUGUCCAAUGGUUUCAUGGGGAACAUGAACUACCACAGCUCGAGUGGAACAUCUCUGCCUGCUGGAAGCUCUAGCAGCCUGAAACAAGGCGGCAGCCAACGACAGUACUCCCAGAGUGGAGGCAAGAGAAUGGGAAGCAAGGAUGACGAUGAUGAUGGAGAAGUGUAUCAGUGCUCUGUGUGCGGCAACCACUACGCUAGCCUCAGAGCUCUCAGGAGCCACCUGCGCAGCCAUGCCAAUAACCCGACUGGACCAGGACCUUCCAACCUGGAGCAGGAGUGGAGAAUGAUCUGCUCUACCUGUGGCCAGAGCUUCUCCAGGAAGCAGGACCUGCUGAAUCACCAGUUAGUCCAUGGCCCCCAAAGGCCAGAUGGCCAGCAACAGGCUAUUGGAGGUAGCUCAGCUAAUGGCAAUGACAAAAUGGACGGGCGUAACCACAUUUGUGUUGACUGUGGUAUGUUUUUUGCUGACCGCCACCACCUCAUCACCCACCUGUGCCCUGGUAAGAAUCGUGGCAGCUCACUGAGCAAGCAGGGCCUGAAUGGAGCAAAAGGGAUGUCUGGAGGAGACGGUGUUGGCGGUGCAGUCGCCGGAGGGAGCCGUGAUGUUGGCGGAGAUGGACGUAGGCCUAUGCUUGACCAAAGUGAAAAGCCCCACAAGUGCGACCAAUGUGGACGAGGUUAUAGGCAUCCCUGUUCACUCCUCAACCACAAGAAGUCCCACAAGACUGGAGUGUUUCGAUGCUUGGUGUGCCAGAAACGCUACUACAACCUGCUGGCUCUAAAGAACCACCAAAGGACCCACUUUGAUCUGAAACGGCACAAGUGUGAAGAAUGUGGUAAGGCCUUCAAGAUCCAAAAGCAGCUGAUCAACCACCUCCGUCUCCACGAGGAGCAUCGGGCAAAAGGUCUUGUUCGGACCGGCCCAAACGGUUCCCGCUUUCAACAGCCAGGCCCAUCUCAAAUGCAGACAAUGAGAGGGGAGUCAUCAAAGGGCCAUGCAAUCGGUGUCAAAUACAGCCACCAAGGGUUCAAGAAGCCCUACUCUUCAGCUGGAACUUCCAGGCCUCAGAAGUUUGACCCUGCUGAAAGCGGACGGCGGCCGUUUGCCUGUGAAGAAUGUGGAAAGACAUACAGACAUGCAGGCAGCCUCGCCAAUCACAAGAACCUCCACAAAAUCGGAGAGUACCACUGCAAUGUUUGCAACUCUACGUACCCCAACAGACUGGCAAUGAAAAACCACCUACGUCUCCACUUUGCCCAGAAGAAGCACAACUGCCAAGAGUGUGGCAAGGGCUUCCGCACUCAGAGGCAGCUAUCUACCCACACUACAGCUGGCCUGUGCAAAGGCCCACAGGGCCCUGGGGCCCAGAUGGAUUUUGAAUGCGAUGGCUGCUGUGAAGGCUUUGCCACGGCUGAUUUGCUCGCAGCCCACGACUGUCCAGCCCAGCAUCUGCCAUCAUCGUCCUCCACCAACAGCUCCACCAACAUCAGCAUGGAAAGGAGCUCAGUGGACCUGGACUCCGAUGAGAGACCCUAUGCCUGUGACCUCUGCAGCUGCGCUUACAAACACGCUAGCUCCUUGCUGAACCACAAGCACACCCACAAGACGGGCAACUUCCGAUGCAACUUCUGCGACAAGCCCUACACCAACUACAUGGCGCUACGCAACCACAUGCGCAUCCACACGCAGCGUAAGAAGCAUAUCUGCCACACAUGUGGAAAAGCUUUCCGGCUGGCCAGGUUCCUCCGCAACCACCAGAAGGUCCAUGAGGAGGGUGCUACCCCCUUUGGCUGCCCCACCUGUGGGAAGAGUUUCCAGGGGAGGUCGGGUCUGGCCAGGCACCGCUGCGGGGACAACCAGGUAGGCAUGGAAGUCAGGAGGAAGGCCACUGCACCCACGGGCGAGGGCGAGGAGUGUCGGUACACAUGUGAUCAAUGUGGCCGCUCCUACCGCCAUGCCAGCUCCCUCCUCAACCAUAAGAACACCCACACUGUCGGCAUCUACCACUGCGCCGUGUGCCUCAAGACCUACUCCAACCUGCUUGCCCUGAAGAACCACCGCCGUAUCCACUCUGAGACACGGCGCCACCGUUGCCACGACUGUGGCAAGGCCUUCCGUGUUUCCUCGCAGCUCUACAACCACCGACGAGUCCACCAGAAGCAACGGGAGCUGACCUGCCGGUCCUGCCAACGAGCCUUUCCCACGCAGGCCAGCUUCAGGCUCCACAUGGAGAUCACCCACGGUCAGACACCACAGCCCCGCCAGCCCAGAACCCAGCAGCCCCGACCAGGGGGCUCCCAGGAGCUGGGCUGGGGAUCAGGCCUCGACCUCACCUUGAUGCAAGAGCAAGGACUCAACCCAGGCAGCAUGGCAAAAGCCCGCAACCGUGGGGGCAACAGUGAGGUCAUCAAGCCCCAUGUCUGCGACCAGUGUGGGAGGUCGUACCGCCACGCCAGCUCCCUGCUCAACCACAAGAACAGUCACAAGACUGGGACCUACUUCUGCAACUCCUGCCAGAAGGAGUUCCCCAACCUGAUGUCCCUCAAGAACCACCGGCGGAUCCACACUGAGCCCAAACGCUACCAGUGCCCAGACUGUGGCAAGUCCUUCCGGGUCUCCACACAACUCAUCUGCCACCGCCGCAUCCACACCAAGGAGAAGCCAUUCUCCUGCCAUCACUGCGACAAACGCUUCUCGUCCAGGUCCAACCUGAGGCACCACAUGAAGGUGCACUGGAGCGGCUCAACGGCGCCCCCUCCCAUGGCCGUGGGUGCGCCCAACUUCCUGGAUGUCAGUCCGUCGUCCUCCAGUGGCUCCAGGAGUUUCGUCUGUCACCAGUGUGGGAGAUCGUACCGCCACGCCAGCUCCCUGCUCAACCACAAGAACAGUCACAAGAUUGGGACCUACUUCUGCAACUCCUGCCAGAAGGAGUUCCCCAACCUGAUGUCCCUCAAGAACCACCGGCGGAUCCACACUGAGCCCAAACGCUACCAGUGCCCAGACUGUGGCAAGUCCUUCCGGGUCUCCACACAACUCAUCUGCCACCGCCGCAUCCACACCAAGGAGAAGCCAUUCUCCUGCCAUCACUGCGACAAACGCUUCUCGUCCAGGUCCAACCUGAGGCACCACAUGAAGGUGCACUGGAGUAGUCCGCCGCUGUCCAGAGGGACGGCGUCCGCCUUCCUCACCGUCCCUUCUAGACCUUCUAGACCCCUCUAGACCUUCUAGUCCCCUCUAGACCUUCUAGACCUUCUAGUCCCCUCUAGACCUUCUAGAGCCCUCUAGACCUUCUUGUCCCCUCUAGACCUUCUAGACCCCUCUAGACCUUCUAGUCCUUCUAGUCCCCUCUAGACCUUCUAGACCUUCUAGUCCCCUCUAGACCUUCUAGUCCCCUCUAGACCUUCUAGACCUUCUAGUCCCCUCUAGACCUUCUAGACCUUCUAGACCCCUCUAGACCUUCUAGACCCCUCUAGACCUUCUAGUCCUUCUAGUCCCCUCUAGACCUUCUAGACCUUCUAGUCCCCUCUAGACCUUCUAGGCUGAUCCCUGCUGAGACCCCAGACCUGGUUUGUCUCCACGAGGCGUUCAGGGUCAGCAGCUCGAACACCUGGAAUCUGAUUACUGCGGAAAACUGUAGAAUUGAAUAAAUUAAUAUAAAUGAUCAAACUGAAAAAAACUGGAAACAUCAAAAACCAUCAAGAACAAAAAUCACUGAAUGAAGGUUUGAGAUGUUUUCACAAAAUAAAUUGAGGCUGACAUUUUCUCAGUACAGACAAAGAGACAGACAGACAGAGAGACAGACAGAGAGAUAGUCAGACAGACAGACAGGUAAUCUGAUCUCGGAGCAGUUUUUGUCUCGUGAUGUUUUUCAUAUUUUAAAAUGAAUCAAAGUUCAAAGUGAAGUGUUUAUCAGUGAUUCAGUUUCCCGUCGCUGCUCGAACUCGACGACGGUCGCCUGGAAAGGAAACCUCUGUCGUCAUGGAAACUUCAUCAUUAACGUCUGUAGUUUAGAGUAUCAGAACUUCUCCUGAUUCACUUUGAACUCUGAGGAUAAUAAAACUGGACUGUGACUCAAUGGAGUACGAGGACGAACCGUCUACUGUGAGGACUUGAAGACGCUCUUCUUAAGAACUUCCUGUGAGAAUGUGAAGACGCUCGUCUGAAGAACUUCCUGUGAGGACGUGAAGACGCUCGUCUGAAGAACUUCCUGUGAGGACGUGAACUUCCUGUGAGGACUUGAAGACGCUCUUCUUAAGAACUUCCUGUGAGGACGUGAACUUCCUGUGAGGACGUGAAGACGCUCGUCUGAAGAACUUCCUGUGAGGACGUGAACUUCCUGUGAGGACUUGAAGACGCUCUUCUUAAGAACUUCCUGUGAGGACGUGAACUUCCUGUGAGGACGUGAAGACGCUCGUCUGAAGAACUUCCUGUGAGGACGUGAACUUCCUGUGAGGACUUGAAGACGCUCUUCUUAAGAACUUCCUGUGAGGACGUGAAGACGCUCCAGCCAUUUGUGGACUCGACGUGCUUCAGUUUCAGAAGCUCGUUCCUUCACGCGAAGAAAAUAAAAUCUGUUUCAGUUUCAUCAGAAUCAAAAUCUGUUUCCUAUCGUCACGAUUUAUCAUCUGGGCAAUAAAUCUGUUAAUGACGGGUA
This is a messenger RNA of Scophthalmus maximus (turbot), 6858 nucleotides long. Its product is annotated as zinc finger protein 646. Gene Ontology annotation, cellular component: nucleus. Gene Ontology annotation, biological process: regulation of transcription by RNA polymerase II. Gene Ontology annotation, molecular function: DNA-binding transcription factor activity, RNA polymerase II-specific; RNA polymerase II transcription regulatory region sequence-specific DNA binding. Lineage: Eukaryota; Metazoa; Chordata; Actinopteri; Pleuronectiformes; Scophthalmidae. The transcript is spliced from 5 exons. Bases 462 to 5423 code for a protein of 1653 amino acids. The record is from RefSeq and is a predicted model, not a curated record.